Molecule: messenger RNA, 591 nt
Organism: Hemiscyllium ocellatum (epaulette shark)
Lineage: Eukaryota; Metazoa; Chordata; Chondrichthyes; Orectolobiformes; Hemiscylliidae
Gene: fgf4
Product: fibroblast growth factor 4
Exons: 3
Coding region: 1-591 (196 amino acids)
Biological process (GO): positive regulation of cell population proliferation; regulation of cell migration; animal organ morphogenesis
Cellular component (GO): cytoplasm
Molecular function (GO): growth factor activity; fibroblast growth factor receptor binding
Source: RefSeq, a predicted model, not a curated record
AUGGUCUGCAAGACAACAGUUCCAGCGGCCUGUUCGCUUCUCCUGCUCCUCCUCGGAGUUACCUCUGGUGUCGUGCGCUCUGCCCCUGUCUCUGGCCAGCCCAACACCACCGUGGAGCGCAGAUGGGAGACCCUCUUGUCCCGUUCCAUGCCCCGAAUCCCCGGGGAGAUGAAGGAAAUCAGCCGGGACACUGACUAUUUACUGGGCAUCAAAAGGCUACGGCGGCUUUACUGCAAUGUAGGCAUCGGGUUUCAUCUGCAAGUGUUGUCCGAUGGAAGAAUAAAUGGAACUCACGAUGAGAAUCGGUACAGUCUGUUGGAAAUCUCUCCCGUGCGGAGGGGAGUUGUCAGCUUGCUCGGGGUGACCAGCGGCCUCUUUGUGGCUAUGAAUAGCAAAGGCAAGCUGUACGGAUCUACAUACUACAAUGACGAAUGCAAAUUCAACGAGAUACUGCUACCCAAUCAUUAUAACGCCUACGAGUCCAACGCAUACCCAACCAUGUACAUGGCGUUAAGCAAGAACGGCAAAGCAAAGAAGGGGAACAAAGUGACUCCGAUCAUGACCAUGACUCAUUUUCUACCUAGAAUCUGA